CUUUUUGUGCUAGGAAAAGUAUUGAUUCUAUCAUUAUUCCCUCUUAACCUCUUAUAAUAAAUGAAGCCUAAUUAUGACACUCUCCUCUUUGCUCAUACAUCAUUAAGGCUUCCCUUAUUCUAUAAGCCUUCACUAAACCUCCUCUUGCUCUUAAAUCAUCACCCUUAUCGAUCAUCGAGUCAAUAAGUAAGCCAAACCCAAUAUUUUUUCGUAUCGAGUGAUCAAAGGAGAGGUCACGACAAUGAGUUUCGUGCUUCUUCGUUGCCUAUCAGUUAUUAUAUUGCUGUUAUUGAAUACAGGGACUAAUGCGGAAAUAGCAAGGCGACUCCGAAUGUAUGACACUUAUCCAACAAUGAUCAUGCACGACACGUACCCUACAGAUGUUCCGCCUGACAAUCCAACGGGUGAUGUUCCGACUUUUAAUCCGACACCUACAACCACUCCAACAAUCCCGCCAAACCCACCAAUUUCAUUCCCGCCUAACAUACCGACCACAACACCAACCACGCCAACCGCAAAUCCUACACCAUCGUUUGGAGGAGGUGGAGUUGACACUGGAGGUGGAGGUGGUAAUGGAGGUGGAGGUGGCAUUGGUAAUGGAGGUGGAGGUGGCAUUGGAGGUGGCAUUGGAGGUGGAGGCGGCAUUGGAGGUGGAGGCGCAGGAGUUUGGUGUGUGGCAAACCCAAGUGCUUCCGAAAAGGCUUUACAAGUUGGUUUAGAUUAUGCUUGUGGAUUUGGAGGAGCUGACUGCUCUGCAAUUCAAUCUGGUGCAAGCUGUUACGAUCCAAACACAGUAAAAGACCAUGCUUCUUAUGCCUACAAUAACUAUUACCAGAAGAACCCAGCUCCAACUAGCUGUGAUUUCGGAGGAACAGCCCAACUUGUAUACACAGAUCCAAGCUCUGGAAAUUGUCAUUAUGCAUCCUCGAAAGGACCGACAAGUACACCACCAGCAACUCCAACCCCAACGAUGCAAGCACCACCCACUACCAUGAGUCCACCAACUCCGCCAUUUUCAGACUUUCCAGGAACACCUUUUGGUGGGGGAUCGGGUUUUGUACCAGAACCAACAGGAAGCCCGAAUAUGGCCGUUGCAAUGUCUCAGCAGUGGUUUCUCAUCUUCGGUUCAACAAGCAUACUUCUGUACAUUUUACAAGCAAAUCAUUGAUGAACAAAUGUAGAAGGCGAACACUUUUUUCCUGUGAAAAGUAGUAUAUAUAUCAUAUCAGCUUUGUUGCACCAUUGAUGAAAAUGUUCGAAGGCGCUACUUCACAGACGAGCUUCAUCACUCUAGUGAGUCGAGUCCUCAUCAUCACCAGGAGAAUUCUUCGUCAUUCAUCUAUAAUACACAGUUCUUGUUAGUUUAAAUUCUUGACAAUAUAGGCAUACAUCACUCCUAGUAAAUUUCAUUUGUAGAAACAGAAAGUACUGAUUCAGUAUCAAACAAAUAAACUAUAUUAGGAGAUUAAUACAGCUUUAGAAAUGUAUUUUACAGCAAAGAAAAAGUUAAUCACAAACAUGUUCUGCUCAAA
Amaranthus tricolor (Joseph's coat) is the source of this 1532-nucleotide messenger RNA. Its product is annotated as PLASMODESMATA CALLOSE-BINDING PROTEIN 2-like. Bases 242 to 1168 code for a protein of 308 amino acids. NCBI's taxonomy places the organism in Eukaryota, Viridiplantae, Streptophyta, Magnoliopsida, Caryophyllales, Amaranthaceae. The transcript is spliced from 4 exons. The record is from RefSeq and is a predicted model, not a curated record.